Molecule: messenger RNA, 927 nt
Organism: Trypanosoma cruzi
Lineage: Eukaryota; Euglenozoa; Kinetoplastea; Trypanosomatida; Trypanosomatidae
Product: arginase, putative
Exons: 1
Coding region: 1-927 (308 amino acids)
Molecular function (GO): agmatinase activity; metal ion binding
Source: RefSeq, a predicted model, not a curated record
AUGGCUGCGCGUACAGAUGAUCCUCGUUUGUUGAGCCUGUUCUCCGCGCAGCGCGAGGAGGAUGCAGAAAUUGUUAUUAUUGGAUUUCCCUACGAUGAGGGAUGUGUGCGCAACGGAGGACGUGCUGGUGCCAAAAAAGGGCCCGCUGCAUUUCGAUUUUUUCUGCAAAGGUUGGGGUCCGUAAAUAACUUAGAACUUAAUGUUGAUGCUAGCCAUUUGAAGUUAUAUGAUGCUGGGGACAUCACGGCCAGUACGUUGGAGGAGGCCCAUGAAAAGUUGGAAAGCAAAGUUUUCACGGUGCUUGCCCGUGGGGCAUUUCCUUUUGUGAUUGGCGGGGGAAACGACCAGUCGGCCCCAAAUGGACGUGCCAUGUUGCGAGCAUUUCCUGGAGACGUGGGUGUUAUUAAUGUUGAUUCUCAUUUGGAUGUUCGCCCACCUCUGCAGGAUGGAAGGGUUCACAGCGGGACCCCGUUUCGUCAAUUGCUGGAAGAGAGUUCCUUCUCCGGAAAGCGAUUUGUGGAGUUUGCCUGCCAAGGGUCGCAGUGUGGUGCGUUGCACGCACAGUAUGUGAGGGAUCACCAGGGCCAUUUAAUGUGGCUGAGCGAAGUGCAUAAGAAGGGUGCUGUGGCAGCGUUGGAGGAUGCCUUUGGAUUGACCGGCAAAAACACCUUUUUUUCUUUUGAUGUGGACUCCCUGAAUUCAAGCGAUAUGCCUGGUGUGAGCUGUCCGGCUGCUGUUGGUUUGAGCGCACAGGAGGCGUUUGACAUGUGUUUUCUGGCUGGCAAAACACCGACCGUGAUGAUGAUGGACAUGAGUGAGUUGAAUCCCCUCGUGGAAGAAUAUCGGUCGCCGCGCGUCGCCGUGUACAUGUUUUACCACUUUGUUCUGGGGUUCGCCACACGGCCGAAGCCGAAAGCGGAAAAUUGA